AUCACUGCACAGUGUCUCCUGGCCUGCUGGGGAAACACAGUCUGUCCUGGAUCACCACAAAUUGGUUGUUUCAAACUGUGCAUUUUCUGAGAAAAUUUUUGAAUCACCUUUAUUUAAAAAAAAAAAAAAAAAACAACUUGGAGAAAACAAUUAGUCACUGUUUCUCAGACUGCUCUUCACAGUCUCUCUGGUGGUCUCUCACAGGGAAAGCAAUGGCAUCGGUACCUUCUAUUGGUUGCCUUCUGGCCAAAAAUCAGUAUUAUCGAAAGGCCAGUAUUUCUUCAAUUAGCUCUCUAACUGGUUCUGACUCUGCUAAUUUCUUAGAUGAGGACAAAUCCCUGCAAGGGUUACCCGAAGUGGCAGAUUCCACCUGGUGGAUUAGAUCCUUUUUUCAUUCUGAAUCUGUGGUUUCUAAUGUAAGAAAAGAUCUGUCUACUAGUGGCACUAAUUGUUGAGUCUAACAAUCAAAAUGACUGCACCUGCUGAAGUGCUAAAAAUGUGAACUACACCUUUCAGCACUCAAGCUAUUCCAGAUGACUCUUCUCCAUUUAAGAAGACAAAACCUGCCCGAGAUCUUAUUUAUUAAACAAGAUCACAGAAGCCACCCAUAAAAGUUCAGACAUUUUCCUCAAUACUAAGAUUAUAGCUGUAAAUGGCAUCAGCUUCAUGGAGAAUAUUAGUAAUGUUUUGAGAAACAUGUGCCCUUUUAAAGUAAUGAGUCUUCAAAUGUAGUAACCUUUUCAUUAUCCAUAUUAUUUUCCAAAAAAUAUUUCAAAAUUAUUUUUUUUAAUUUUCAAAAACUUGUUAGACUUGCUUUAUGUCUGUUAUUUAUUAUGCCUUAAAACUGAAGCAGUGAUGCCUAACAUAACGGUUUAAAGGCCAUUGGAUUCAAACAUGUAAAAGAGUUGCAAAAUUUUUAUUUUUAAUAAUGAACAUUGGAAAUAGCAAACAUACCCAUUAUCUAUUAAAUAUGUUAUUGCACAUCUAACAAAUUGGUUAUUGUGUAGAUUUUAAAAUUCAUGAUUAUAAACAAUAUUUAGCAACACAGAAAAUUAUGAUGAUGCAAAGUUCAGUGAAACAAGCAGGAUAAUCUAUAUACGUUGUGGUUUUAGUUAAAAGGAAUAUAUGCAUAAGACUAUUAUUUAGUAAAACUACUAAAAGGGAAUACAACAUAAUAGUAAGGGUGGUUAUUUCUGGAGAUGGGAUUAUGGGUGAUUUUCAUUUUCUUUUUUACAUUUUUUCUGUAUCUUCUCAAAUUUUUUGAUGCAACCAAUUUUGUGUAUAAUUAGAGAAUACUUAAAUGUAUUAAAAAAAGAGCACUGGAAAUAAAUUUUCUGAAUGUGAA
Rhinolophus ferrumequinum (greater horseshoe bat) is the source of this 1345-nucleotide messenger RNA. RefSeq names its product pancreatic progenitor cell differentiation and proliferation factor like (gene PPDPFL). The record is from RefSeq and is a predicted model, not a curated record. Lineage: Eukaryota; Metazoa; Chordata; Mammalia; Chiroptera; Rhinolophidae. Gene Ontology annotation, biological process: multicellular organism development; cell differentiation. The coding region runs from base 213 to 455 and encodes 80 amino acids. The transcript has 5 exons.